AUGGCCGGUGGUAAAGGAAAAUCUUCAGGCGGCAAGUCCUCGGGAGGUAAGGUCGGCGCAGAUGGAAGCAAGAAGCAGCAAUCUCACUCUAGCAAGGCUGGACUUCAGUUCCCUUGCGGUCGUGUCAAGCGUUUCUUGAAGAACAACACCCAAAACAAGAUGCGCGUAGGAGCAAAGGCAGCCGUAUACGUAACAGCAGUUCUCGAGUACCUCACAGCUGAAGUGCUCGAACUCGCAGGAAACGCUGCCAAGGAUCUCAAAGUCAAACGUAUCACACCCCGCCACCUACAACUCGCCAUUCGCGGUGACGAAGAACUCGAUACCCUUAUCCGCGCAACGAUCGCCUUCGGAGGUGUCCUACCACAUAUCAACCGAGCGCUGCUGUUGAAGGUUGAGCAGAAGAAGAAAAACAAGGCUAUCGAGGCCUAA
Messenger RNA from Glarea lozoyensis ATCC 20868, 429 nucleotides. RefSeq names its product Histone-fold containing protein. Gene Ontology annotation, molecular function: protein heterodimerization activity; DNA binding; structural constituent of chromatin. Bases 1 to 429 code for a protein of 142 amino acids. The transcript is spliced from 3 exons. The record is from RefSeq and is a predicted model, not a curated record. Gene Ontology annotation, cellular component: nucleosome. Lineage: Eukaryota; Fungi; Ascomycota; Leotiomycetes; Helotiales; Helotiaceae.